UGAAUCCCUAAUCCCCUCCGCGCUCGAUUGCCGCCGCCGCCGCCGCCGCCGCGUUCGCCCCAGCCUCCCGCAAUGCAACCUCCAUCCGGUCUCUCGCCGCCCCCACCAUCCUCUCCGCCCGCCGAUACGCUGGCCUCCGCCGCCAUCCAAACCCCAAGCCUCCCCGACACCCCGGCCUCCUUGGAUCCCGAUACCCCCUUCUCCGAUGCCGCACCCCUCGAAGUCUCGGACGCCGACACCCCCGCCCUCGCACCAACACCCGACGGCGCCCUCGCCUCCGCCUCUGACGCCCCCGGCGACGGCGAGGACGACGGGAUCACCAACCCCUCUGGCGGCUCCAGGAAGCACAUGACCCUAGCGCCGCCGGCGCCGGCCAGCAAGAAGUCCAAGAAGAAGGGCGGUAACAGCGUCUGGACCCGGCCAACCUCCCGCAAGGGCAAGAAGAAGGCGAGGCAGCCGGGCGGCCACGGCCCCGGUGGUGGCAUCAGCGGCGCCCACCCCGGACCCAUCGCCGGUGGAGAUGAGUUGUGCCAGCUCGUCCCCGCGACCCGCCUUGCCGCCGAGCGCAACGACGACGCGGCCACCCAGCCCGUGCAACUCUCCCGCUUCUUCAAGUCCGAGAAGAUCGAGGUCUCCGACGACCGCCUCACAGCUGCCAGCACCAAGGGCUACCGCAUGGUGCGCGCCACCCGCGGCGUGGCGGCCGGGGCGUGGUACUUUGAGGUCAAGGUUGUGCAUCUCGGCGCCACAGGCCACACGCGCCUUGGAUGGGUGACCAAUAGGGCAGAUCUCCAGACACCGGUUGGGUAUGAUGCCUAUGGGUUUGGGUACCGCGACAUUGAUGGCGCCAAGGUGCAUAAGGCUUGGAGGGAGAAGUAUGCUGAUGAAGGGUAUGGGGAAGGAGAUGUACUCGGGUUCUACAUUUCUCUACCUGAUGGGGAGAGAUAUGAGCCUAAGCAACCCGACCUGAUUCAGUACAAGGGAAUGCCAUUUCAUGUGCAAGUCCCCAAGGAGGAGCAGAAGGUACCAGCUCCUGUUCCUGGGAGUGAGAUAUGCUACUUCAAGAAUGGGGUAUGCCAAGGCAGUGCCUUCAAGGACAUUCCUGGAGGGAGGUAUUAUCCAGCUGCAUCAAUGUAUACGUUACCUAACGAGCCAAACUGCGUGGUCAAAUUCAACUUUGGGCCAGACUUCGAGUUCUUCCCACAAGAUUUUGGUGGCCUCCCAAUCCCUCAACCAAUGAGCGAAGUGCCUUAUCAGGCACUUGAGGUGAAGAAUGAGGGGCCUGCCGAAAAUGGUAUUGCUGAAAAAACUAGCUAGUGUAGUUAACAUGCUAUUAAGGCUUUUAGCUAUGUUGGUUUUUGAAUACCCGUGUAAACACCAAAUGGGCCCAUGGCUAGGUCAUGGUGAGGUUGGCCGCUGGAGCCAUAUCUGACUACUAGAUGUAUGCUUAUAUGUUGUCACCAAAUGGGUCCAGUUUCCUGUCCUUGGCCCGGUGAUGAAGUUAUUCACUCUGUUCGCUUGGCUGUGGUUAGUGGCUGCUGCUGAUUUGUUAUGAAAGAAAAAUAUUGUUGGUGGCUGGUGUUGAUUUGGUAUGAGAGAAAAAUAUUGAUGGCUGGUUGGCUGACAAGCCAAGUGAAUAGAGUGUUUGUGUGCUGCCAGAUGGUAGUGGAAUGGUGAUGGUAACGUAUGCAACCUGCGGUGGGACGAAGAGUAGUGAUGGGAGAUUGGGAGGUGGUGGGUUGAUGCGGCAGGUGAAACUUUAUGCUGGGAGUUUCACUGUGGUCAGGAAGGAUAUUUAUGGCUAGAAAAAGUAUCUGCAUGUAAAUUUGCCAAUUUAUAUUCAUUUUCAUUUUUCAUCCCAGCUAUUUAAGCAAUCCAAAUGGCCUUUGCCAGUAUUUCUGUAA
Messenger RNA from Panicum virgatum (switchgrass), 1904 nucleotides. Its product is annotated as protein TRAUCO-like. Gene Ontology annotation, molecular function: transcription cis-regulatory region binding; protein binding. The coding region runs from base 73 to 1317 and encodes 414 amino acids. Gene Ontology annotation, cellular component: Set1C/COMPASS complex. Lineage: Eukaryota; Viridiplantae; Streptophyta; Magnoliopsida; Poales; Poaceae. The transcript has 2 exons. The record is from RefSeq and is a predicted model, not a curated record.